Molecule: messenger RNA, 747 nt
Organism: Dictyostelium discoideum AX4
Lineage: Eukaryota; Evosea; Eumycetozoa; Dictyosteliales; Dictyosteliaceae
Exons: 3
Coding region: 1-747 (248 amino acids)
Source: RefSeq, a predicted model, not a curated record
AUGAACAAUAAUACACACACAGAACCCAACAAUGACAUUGAUAAUGAAAUAGAUAAUGAUAAUAUAAGUCAAUAUAUUGAAAAUGAAUUGGAUAGACAUAUACAAAAUAUGAAACCAUUAUUAAAUGAAUCAAAUAUUUCAAAACUACUUGAAAAUUCAGAAGAUAUUAAAAUUGAUAAAAAUACAGUUAGCUUUUUAAAUAAUGUUACAAUUAAAUUCACAAGAAUUUUAAUGAUGGAGAUUAUUGAAUCAAAAUUUUUUGAAAAGUAUAGAAAUAAUUAUAGUUAUAGAAAUAAAUCAGUUAGUGCAAAGUAUGUUUUAGAAACAUUUUAUUCAUUACCAGAGUUUGAAAACAUUUCAAAAGAUAUGAAAUUAGGUGAUGUUUCACCAACAUUAGAAUUAUUAUAUGAACGUGUUGUUAAAAGUAUAUUAUUAAAAAGAGAAGUUGGUUCAUCAAGACAUUAUCAAAUGAAUAAAUUUCUUUUAGAAGAAGAUGAAGAUAAAAAUGAAAAUAAUGAUGAAGAAAAUGAAAUUAAUCCAAUCCUAUAUAAUAAUAUAGAUAAUGGAAGUAAUUUUUUAAAAAAGGUUACAAAUCCAUCUAAAUCCUCACCAACAACAACAAAUUCAACAACACCAACACCAACACCAACACCAACACCAACACCAACACCAACACCAACACCAACACCAACACCAACACCAACAACUACAACAACCACACCGACAAAUUUAAAAAAGAAGCAAUAA